Myripristis murdjan (pinecone soldierfish) is the source of this 767-nucleotide messenger RNA. It is a transcript of the gene atp5f1d, whose product is annotated as ATP synthase F1 subunit delta. Gene Ontology annotation, biological process: proton motive force-driven ATP synthesis. NCBI's taxonomy places the organism in Eukaryota, Metazoa, Chordata, Actinopteri, Holocentriformes, Holocentridae. Gene Ontology annotation, molecular function: proton-transporting ATP synthase activity, rotational mechanism. The transcript is spliced from 5 exons. The record is from RefSeq and is a predicted model, not a curated record. The coding region runs from base 144 to 626 and encodes 160 amino acids.
CAUGAUCCUUUGCACCGCCGUAAAGCCUUAUGGGCAGGUUACCAACGUCCUUGUCCUACCAAGCGCACACUGGUUGACUUCACGCAAGGGCUUGGGGAUCUCUGUCAUUCAUUUUUAGGCCGAAUAAAGUCUGUUUCUUCAAGAUGAUGGCAGCAAGGUUUCUCCGUCGCUCCCUCCCCGUGCUGAGGCAGGCUCGGUGCUACGCCGAGGCCGCCUCCUCCGCCCCCCAGAUGUCCUUCACUUUCGCCUCCCCAACACAGGUCUUCUACCAGGAGGCCAGUGUCAAACAGGUAGAUGUGCCCACACUCACCGGUGCGUUCGGUAUCCUCCCUGCCCACGUGCCCACCCUGCAGGUGCUCAGGCCCGGGGUUGUCACAGUCUUCAGUGAUGACGGGUCCUCCACCAAAUACUUUGUGAGCAGUGGCUCCGUGACAGUCAAUGCUGAUUCUUCAGUGCAGCUGCUGGCUGAGGAGGCCGUCCCCCUGGACCAGCUGGACGUUGCAGCUGCCAGGGCCAACCUGGAGAAGGCCCAGUCUGACUUGGCCGGUACAUCUGACGAGGCAUUGAGGGCGGAGGUUCAAAUCAGCAUAGAGGCAAACGAGGCCAUCGUCAAGGCUCUGGAGUAGACCUGUGGUAACCCUUUAUGUUGGUUGAAAGAAAUUGAACGGUCCAUCUGUCUGUCCCAGCUCAGUCACGUCAGUAACCGCAAGAUUUCACGCUUGCUUUGUACAGUGGAUGAAACUACAAAUAAAUUUAUUUGGAAUUAG